AUGGCAUCCGCUUACAACCAACUAGAAACAAAACUCCGCGUAGCCAAGGAUAGGUUAGUACAUAAACUUACUGUGGUCAACGAUCAAAUAAAAAAUGAAGAUAAAAACUUACUGACCCUCGAUACGAACCUACGACAGUUGAAGCAAUGCCAUGAACGUGUUACUACAUUACGAACUCAACUUGAAGAAAUAGUGAAAUCAACGAAAGAAGCAGACGUAAUUACCAAAUUUAAUACGGACAUAGAAGCCUACGAAGAGCUAUACUGUGAUUGUGAAGAUGCAAUUGCUCAGCUUACUGCAACUAUAGAACACCAGAAAGCAGAAAAAACGACAGUGAAGGAAACCAGUGUAAACACUUCAUCAAACAACCUGAAUCAACUCUCAGUCAAACUCCCAAAACUACCGAAACUUACGUUCUCCGGGGACAUCACAAGUUACCUGGAGUUUAAGCAAAGUUUUAAUGCAACGGUGGGAGUGACAGAUCUAACAGAUAGUCAAAAACUUGCAUAUUUAAAACAAAUGAUGGUAGGACUAGCUGAGAACGAUCUAAAAGGCAUGCCAGUUAUGGACAAAAACUACGCAAAAGCGUGGGAAGUACUAGAAGAGAAAUAUGGUAACAUACAACGGAUGAUAAAAUUAUUGUACAACAAAAUAACCCAACUUCCUCAAACUAGUAGUGCUACCAGUCAGCUACGAAAAACAUACGAUGCGUUAGAAGUGACAUUACGGACGUUAGAAUCGCUUGGUGAAGAGUUUGAGAACAACACUAUAUUGUUGAACACGAUCAUGGAGAAAUUUCCGAAGUCAAUUGUGUAUGAAAUCCAUAAAGAUACAUCAAGCAGUCUAGAUUUGAGACAAUUCCGAACCAGCAUGAAAAGCUUGAUAAAACGAAGAGAAGAACUCAAUUUUACUGAUGCUGAAGAACAACCCUCAACGACGUACACUACAGAAACGCUAUUGGCAAAAACAAACAAUAUGAAAAAACCAACCCAAAAAUGUAUAUUUUGUUCUUCGGAGAAUCACUGGUCUGACGAGUGUGAUCAGCACAAAACAUUAGCAUCUCGUAAAGAAAAUAUAAAAGGCCGCUGUUUCAUCUGCUUACGUAAAGGACACUCAGUAAAAGAGUGUACAGCUGAUCGGGUAUGCGUACACUGUGGCCAGAGAAAAAAUCAUCACAGAAGCUUGUGCCCAAAAUUGUUCGAUGAAAGUUCUCAGCAACACCCAACACAACAACAGUCAGCUGAUACAGAAACGAAAUCCGACGACAAAUCGAAUUCGACAGUCACCUGUUUACUAUCAGAUCGAGAACAGAAUUGGUUGUUUACAGCAGUCUCAUCCGUGUCAAAUCCCAGUGGCGAUAAGAAAUUCGGCGCUCGAAUGAUAUUAGAUGGUGGCAGUAAAAGAACGUUUAUUACUUCGAAACUCGCGCAAGAAUUAAAACUACCGAUUAUAGCAACAGAAAAAUUGGUGAUAGAUACGGUUGGCAAUAAUAUAGGUCAAGAAGUUGUUUCUAAUACGGUGGAGCUACUGAUAAAGACUCACGCUGGUGAACAAGUAAAAAUAGAAGCUAGUACUAUACCUAAAAUCAUCGAUGGUAUUGAAACCUUCAACCCCAAUGAAUUAACAGACAAGUUGAUUUUGAAAAAUAAAGUGUUAGCAGAUAAAUCAAACAGAUCGGACGUUCAAAUACUCAUUGGAAUUGACCAUUUAUAUGACUUUUUAACGUCAGAAGUUAUAAAGAUUGCAGAACAUCAGUAUUUAAUCGGAAGUAAAUUAGGCUGGUUAUUUGCUGGAAAGUUGAAAAGUCAAAGAAGCAAAUCUAGUAAAACGAGCUGCUUGUUGAUAAAAACGCUACAAACGAACACAAACGAAGAUUUGAAAACAUUAUGGGAAUUAGAUACGUUAGGAAUAAAAGCUGAUCCAGACAUGAACGACGAAAUAGCGCUAAAAUCAUUCGAAGAAACUAUCAAAUUUGAAAACAACAGGUAUGAAGUUUCAUGGCCUUUGUUAGAAGAAGAACCAAAUUUAAAACCCAACUACGGACUCGCGAUCAACAGAUUGGACAACUUAGUGAAAAAAUCAAAGAUAGAGUUCCUGUCAAAAUACGAUAAAAUCAUUCAGCAAUACCUAGAAUCCGAAUUCGUCGAACCUGUAGAAAACCAGGAGGAUAGUAGUACUCUAAUCUCAUAUUUACCUCAUCAUGGAGUUCAAACUGAAUCUAAAACAACACCUCUACGUAUUGUCUUUGAUGGAUCCGCAAAACAAAAAGGUGAUAAGAGUGUCAACGAUGUUAUCUACAAAGGGAAAAAUCUUAUCGAACAAAUUGUGUUGAUUAUGAUACGAUGGCGAACGUACGGCAUAGCAAUAAUAUCGGACAUCGAGAAGGCAUUCCUUCAGCUUUUAAUUAAUGAGAAAUUUCGCGAUCUUUUACGUUUCUUAUGGGUAAAAGAUUAUCAAUUAAAAACUACCAAAGAUAACAUAAGAGUACUACGUUGGCGUCGAAUUCCAUUUGGUAUUAAUGCAAGUCCGUUCACUUUGGCAGCUACAAUCUUAUUUCAUCUUCGUAAGUACGCACCUCAAAUUGCAUCAAAAUUAAGCAAAGCAUUGUACGUAGAUAACAUGAUAACUGGAGGUAUGUCAAUCGAAGAGGUAUCCAAAUUAAUCGAAGAAACUGUAAAAAUAUUCUCCGAUGCAUCUAUGAAAUUACGACAAUGGCACACAAAUGAAAAAUCUCUCAUUGAUCUACAUCCGACAUUAGAUUGGCUCGCAGAAGAUAUAGUAUCAGUGUUGGGAAUAAAUUGGAAUACUGUCACAGACACGUUAUCAGUUAAACCAGUACUCAUUAAUACUGACGUAGCUACAAAACGAAGCAUUCUGAAACAGUCAUCGAAGCUGUACGAUCCAUUGGGUUUGUGGUCUCCUGUUAUUUUAAAGGCCAAAUUACUUCUACAACUACUAUGGGAAGAAAAUUAUCACUGGGACCAGCCCAUCCCAACCAAUUUAGAAAGUCAGUGGUUUGAACUGAGAGAAGAAUUCCGUAUCAUAUCGCAGGUACAGAUACCUCGUUGCUGUUUAUCACGUCAAAAAAUAAAUAACGAAGUGCAACUACAUGUCUUUACUGAUGCUUCAAAGAAAGCAUACGGCGUUGUCAUUUACGUAAGGGUUGAAACUGAAUCUGGAGCAGACACACAACUGAUAUUUGCUAAAUCGAGAGUUUCGCCAGUCAAAACAACACUGAAAAUACCCAGAUUAGAACUACUAGCGAUAUUGAUUGGCAACAGAGCAUUACGUUUUAUUCAAGAAGCUUUCAGUGAGUAUCAUCUUACAAAGUUGGUGUUAUGGUCAGAUUCAAAAUGCGCUAUUUCGUGGGUGAGAUCCGACAAAAAUUUAUCACCAUGGGUUGAAAAACGAGUAACGGAAAUUCGUAAAAAUAAUCAAUUAGAGAUCAAAUACGUACGAUCCCAGGAUAACCCUGCUGAUAUCGCCAGUAGAGGAGCAACAGUCAAUGAGCUUUCAGAAUUUUGGUGGAAAGGUCCACAGUGGCUCAGAGAAAAUGAAUCGAACUGGCCAGAUGUUCCAGUCAAUGAAUCCGAAUCAACUGAAUUCCAAACUGAAGUACGAAACACAACUCUACUGAUAACAGAACCAAAAAACAACUUAUCAACGAACUCUCUGAAUAUUUCCUUGGAAGAUUUUACGCUAUUAACAGAAGACAAAAUUCUCGAUGCAAUAAAACAUAUUCAGACGAUUCAUUUUUCCAACCGGGAUUCGAAUUUCACAAAACAGCUGAAUUUGAUCGAAGAUAACGGCAUAUUACGAGUUAAAGGCAGAUUAUCAAAUCUAAUUCAGGUACCAAAUGAUGAGUUUCCGAUAUUAUUACCCAACAACGAUCAGUUCGUGAAUUUAUUAAUUCUUCACACUCACCGGAAAUUAUAUCAUGCUGGUGUAUCCCAGACAUUGGCAGAAAUUCGGAAAAAAUAUUGGCUACUUGGUGGCAGACGAGUAGUAUACAAUGUUAUUAGAAACUGCAAAAAUUGCAAAGUGUUCAGUGGUCCAGCAUAUAAAUAUCCGAUAAUGCCGCCUAUUCCUGGUUAUCGUCUGAAAAGAGAAUUUGCGUUUACGUACGUGGGUGUCGAUGUAUUGGGUCCACUAUACGUUUGUAAAAAGAAAGGCACUGAUAAGAAGAAAAAUUGGAUCUGUUUGUUUACGUGUCUAAUUACUAGAGCAGUGCACCUCGAACAAUUAGAAGAUAUGACCAGUGAAGAGUUACUCUUAGCGUUCCGAAGAAUGUUUGCUAGACGAGGGAUAACAAAAUUCCUUCUAUCUGACAAUGCUCCGCAAUUCAACGUGUUAAAAAACCUUCUUAGUGGUGUACCAGAUAACAACCUAAAGAACAUCGAGUGGAAACAAAUACCAGCGUUUUCUCCAUGGUCCGGUGGAGUGUAUGAACGAAUGGUAGCAUUGGUGAAAAAUGCUUUGAGAAAAACCUUUUAUCAAGUGACUCUAACUCGCCGACAACUACAAACAUCAGCAGUUGAAAUCGAAGCAGUGAUAAAUUCUCGCCCUAUUGUUUAUGUAGGCGCAGAUGAUGGGACAACGUUAUCACCCAACGACCUUUUAAAUAUUCCUUUCAAUAUUCCACUCAACUUCGAACCUACAACGAACAGUGAUAUUCUCCGAGACAUUGCGAAUAAUUGGAAACGAGGUCAGCAACAACUUGAUUCGUUUUGGAGUGUUUGGAGGGACGGAUACGUGGAAAUGCUACGUACGAGUACUAAAAAACUACAAUCAGGAUUUCGGAGCGCACCUCAUCCGCCUGAGAUAAACGAUGUGGUCAUAGUCAGUCAAGAACGAUUACCUAGAGGCCAAUGGGCCGCAGGUGUGAUUGUUGCGUUAAACAACAGCGAAGAUGGUCAGGUACGAUCAGCUCAAGUGAAAUUAAGUACAGGAAGCACGAUUACAAGACCCAUAUGUAUGCUCCAUCCGAUAGAAUCUGAGAUCGAUCGCGCCUUAUCCGUAGAAGAACCCACAAGUACAACGCCUGAAAUCUCUACUACGUCAACAUCUCCGACUCCUAUGCGUACCUCCAGCCGACGAGAGGCAGCUAUUCAGGCACGUGAUAGAAUUCGUGAAUGGAUUAAAGCGUAG
Planococcus citri (citrus mealybug) is the source of this 5148-nucleotide messenger RNA. RefSeq lists its product as uncharacterized. The transcript has a single exon. Gene Ontology annotation, biological process: DNA integration. The coding region runs from base 1 to 5148 and encodes 1715 amino acids. NCBI's taxonomy places the organism in Eukaryota, Metazoa, Arthropoda, Insecta, Hemiptera, Pseudococcidae. Gene Ontology annotation, molecular function: zinc ion binding; nucleic acid binding. The record is from RefSeq and is a predicted model, not a curated record.